Molecule: messenger RNA, 1206 nt
Organism: Schistosoma intercalatum
Lineage: Eukaryota; Metazoa; Platyhelminthes; Trematoda; Strigeidida; Schistosomatidae
Source: the annotation of a GenBank genome assembly
AUGGAGUUUGGAUCUGGCCUAGACAAGGUUUUGAAACAAGAAGUCGCAGUCAUUUAUGGAAACAGAGUCAGAGAAUUACAUGCGCUUGAGCACAAUCAGAAUGUAACAGAAGCUGACUCGUUCAAAAGUUUAGCUAGUCUUUUGGAUUUACUAGGUGAACGUUCGGCAAAAGCUCAAACGUUACCUGGACCUGUGACGUCCUAUACGAAGUUCAGGGAUUCGAACCAGACAAUUUUUUUAUUAUCUGAUAUUCCUUCAAAAAAAAUUUUAGGUUUCUUAAAAACAGGCAGGAAGCGUCUUUUUGUGCAUGACAAAAGAGGCGUUUGUGUCGAAUGCGUGCCUCUAUGUGUUUUGGAUUUCUACGUACAUGAAGCACAUCAGAGGAAAGGUUGUGGAAAAAAGUUAUUUGACUUUAUGCUUAAAUAUGAAAAUAUUAAUCCUUCUUGUUUGGCUAUUGAUUUUCCUUCGAAAAAAAUGUUACAAUUUUUACAUAAACAUUAUCAAUUAAAAAAUCCAAUUUUUUCAUCAAAUAAUUUUGUUGUUUAUUCAAAAUUUUUCGAUCAAAUUUUUUAUGAUACAUUGGACAUUGAAAAACAUUCUACUAUUCCAUGUGAAUUAUCAUCUAUUAUUCAAAUUUGGGAUACAGAAGGUUUAAUUCAUAAAAGAAAGAUGAAUCCUAUUGUCAAUCAUUCUUAUCAUAAACCUAAUAAUAAUAAUAAUCACUAUGGCAACACAAUAACCAUGGAUGAACAAUCAAAGUUAAAUGAUCAAACUCAUAUUCAUAAUAAAACAUUAACUAAUCAACAAGUGAAUCAAUUACAUAGAACUAUCAAUGAUGAAAUACCUAUACCUAUGACAGAUAUGAAGUUAUGUAAUAAUAGUAAUAAUAAUAAUAAUAAUAAUACAUUAACAAGUGUUUAUGAUGUAUCUAAAAUAGAUGAUGGAAAUGUUAAACUAAAACAACAUCUUAAUGAGUCAAAACUUAUGGAUCAGCAUCAUAAUGGAGUGAAGACAUUUGGACUAUUACAUAAUGCAUAUGAUAAUGUUAAUAGAUCUACAACACAAAAGAAAUCGACUAGUUCCAUUAUGACCACCAAUUCAGAAAGGUUUAAUUAUCGUUCAUUCGAAUUAAAAAAUCGUUCUAAACAAACUUACUCUUAUAUAAAUGCUGUACGUAAUCAUAAUUGUCAUACAAGAUUGUGGUAA